Onychostoma macrolepis is the source of this 1967-nucleotide messenger RNA. RefSeq lists its product as uncharacterized. The record is from RefSeq and is a predicted model, not a curated record. NCBI's taxonomy places the organism in Eukaryota, Metazoa, Chordata, Actinopteri, Cypriniformes, Cyprinidae. The transcript is spliced from 7 exons. Gene Ontology annotation, biological process: response to bacterium. Bases 157 to 1107 code for a protein of 316 amino acids.
AUUGCCCUGGUUUUGGGAACUUUAAACUGUUUAUCAGCGAUUGUGAUUAUAUUUCUGUGCACGCAGUUGUACAAGCAGCGACGAAAAGAUGGGACUCAGAAUAUUCAGACUGGUCACUUAAUGAUGAUUUAACCUGUUUGGAGUUGGUGUGACAAAAUGAUUCAACAUUUUUUUAUAAUACUGCUUUACCUUUUCAAGUGCAGAGCAGAUAAUUCAGACACUGUGUCUCAGAAUCAUCUGAAGAUUGUUCAAGCUGGAGACAGCGUUACCUUCACCUGUAUUUGUCCAAAAGAGACAAGAACCACUAUUGUUUGGGUCAAACAAAAAGCUGGAGAUAAACCCCUUUCAAUUGCUUCAUCAUAUCAAGCUUUAGAUAUUGUGUUUGAAAAUGGCUUUGACAAACAUAAUCGCUUUUUUGUAGCAAAAGACGAUAGCAGUUUUAAUCUGAGCAUCACAAAUGCAAAAGAAUCAGACACUGCAACAUACUAUUGUGUUAGAUUUAUAUAUCAGUUCAUAUUUGAGGAAGCCACUGAUCUGAUUGUUAAAGGCAGAGAACUGAACAUGCAGUCUGACCAUGAGAGAGCUGUGACAGAUCCAGUGCAUCCAGAAGACUCUGCAGUGGCGCUGCAGUGCACUGUCCUCACUCAGAGCUGUGCAGGAGAACACAACGUCUACUGGUUCAGACGUGAAUCUGGAGAAUCUCCUCCAGGAAUUAUAUUCACUCAGGAGCGCAGGAACGCUCAAUGUGAGAGGAGCUCUGAUGUGAACUCUACUGCACACAAAUGUAUGUACAACCUGCCCAAGAGGAACCUCAGUCUCUCUGAUGCUGGGAUUUACUACUGCGCUGUGGCUGCAUGUGGAGAGAUACUGUUUGGGGAUGCAAGAAAACCUGAUUUGCCAAGGCUAGAAACACCAUGGAGCACAAUUGCCGUAGUUUUAGCAUCUUCAAACUGUUUAUCUGUGAUUGUCAUCAUAAUUCUGGGUGCACAGUUGCACAAGAACCAGCAGAAAGACAGAAUCCCCCACAUUGUGCUUGAUAAAUCAAUGGUAAGCCCUCCUUUAACUUUUGCUUUCAGACUCAGCUUAAUGUUGUGCCAAUAUACAUAAAACAUGGAAAUGCUUAAUGACUACAUUACAUUUUAAUUACUUAAAUUUUUCCAAUUUAUAUUCCAAUUAGUCAGUAUGUCCAUAAUCAAAAUAUUCAAACAAUGUAGCAUUGUAACUGUGGUUCUGUUUCAGGCUGAUGUCACCACUACUGUCAAUUAUACAAUGUUUUACAAGCGUCUUUAACAUUUAGAAGGAUCUUGGAAUAAAACUGGUAUAUGACAAGUGAGACAAGAGAAAUUUGACUUUCACCUCAUCUGUAUGGGGAUUAAAAUGUAUGCUCUGUGUUAACUCCUAUAUUCUAAAUGUCCAUGGUGGUACUUACAGCCUUAUUUUGAUUUUUAGUCAGUUCAUAUAUAACUCUUUUAUUUACUUAGCCAUUAACUGUGAAAAAAUCUUCCUAGGCAGUAGAGAUGUAAAAGAGCAUAACUGAAUCCAAAGUUUUUGUAACAUGACUUCAAUUGGUCAGAUUUUAAAUGACACAGAUGUUUCUUUUGCUGCCCUUGAUAUCUCACAAUCCAGCGCCUGGCAUUUCUAACAACUGGAAUGGUUGAAAUAAUAAAAUUUGUGAGUCCAUUUCUUCCAAGCAAAUUGGUUUUUUUUUCUGGAAUGCAAAAAUAAAUAAAUGAAUAAAUAAUCCUAACACAUCCCUUAGUUUGUAUAAAAAAUAAGACAUGAAUUUACAUGUACAUGUACAAUGGAAGCCUGACUGUGAAAAUCAGCAUCAAGUCAAAUGUUGCUGAGAGAGCUUAAGUUGUGCUGUAUAAAACCUAAAACAUUUUUAAUAAUGUUUUCUAAUACUGGAAGGCUUUGUUAUUUUCCCAUUUUAUAUUGAUCAUGAUCAUGAUUAUAUGCAAGUUAUA